Funneliformis caledonium is the source of this 457-nucleotide messenger RNA. NCBI's taxonomy places the organism in Eukaryota, Fungi, Glomeromycota, Glomeromycetes, Glomerales, Glomeraceae. The record is from the annotation of a GenBank genome assembly.
GAAAAAUUUCGUAAAUGCACCAUCUAUAUCUCAAGUCACUCCAGUUAAUGCAGAUGCUGACUAUGAGGAUGACCCUUGUGAGAAGGAGAUCGAAGAGGCUCUUGGGGAGAAAUUCCGGAGGAUACAUUGCCAAGUUCUCAUAAUUCUGAUGAUGAUGCCUCCGAUUCCGAUGAUAGACUCGAAUCACCCGAUCCAUAUUCUCGGGAUCUCAGCAUCAGCAAUAGUCGGUGACUUACAAACUCGAAGACGUGGAAUUUUAACAAUGAAAGAUUCCACGGUAUUCGAUGAUGAGUUUAACUCUAUGGAAUCAUUAGUACAGCGUCUUCACCAAGGAUUACUAUGCAAAACUUCGUUAAGUGAUGAAGGAGGUUAUUGGGAUCGUAGAUUUGUGAAAGAUAGGGUCGAAUUUGAUGACUCUCCAGAUAGUAAGAAGGCAAGGAUAAAAAAACUAUAUUAA